Messenger RNA from Phytophthora sojae, 713 nucleotides. RefSeq lists its product as hypothetical. NCBI's taxonomy places the organism in Eukaryota, Oomycota, Peronosporomycetes, Peronosporales, Peronosporaceae. The coding region runs from base 60 to 656 and encodes 198 amino acids. The transcript is spliced from 2 exons. The record is from RefSeq and is a predicted model, not a curated record.
AUGCACCGGCGGCGGCCAACGCCCGCCUGUCCUCGAUUCUGAAUAUCACGCGCACGUCCAUGAUGAACGCGGGUGAGCGAAUGCGUAGCGCCUCUGUGGCUGCCGGUGGUCUUCCAGCGCUUCCAGCCAACCUGCCUGCUCUUCCUGGGAACCUACCUACGCUUUCGAGCGUCAAGGCUAGGGUAUCCUCCAUGGCAACCAUCAAGAUGACCCCGAGGCCCAAAUACCACAAGGACGAGCGCGUGCUGACCACGUUCGGCUCCGGAUUCGUGGUGGAAAGCCGUCCGCAAGACAAGAUUUACCAGGUCUAUCUGCGCCGCCUCAAGUUCUCAGGCUACUUCCACGAGUCGAGCUUGUCACCGUUCCCGUACGAGCGGGUUACGCACUUCGUGGUGGACGGCCGCACGGUUCUCGCGCCGCCGAUUCCCAAGAACGCUAGCGAGUACAAGCGCCGUGCUGUGAUCACCGCAGCAAUCAAGUCCGCGCGGGAAGGCAAGUAUCUCGAGCCGACUGUGACCGUCAAGCCGGAGGAGCCCAAGAAAGAGGAACCUGAGGCAACCAUCGACGCCACGGCUGCUGUCGAAGCUGCUGUUGCUGUGGACGCUGCCGCCGCCACCGCUGCGUCUGUCCUCGUACCGGUGCCGGUCGCGGAAUAAUGCCCCGACAGAGCAACAGAAAAAUUAUCAGCCAAGUGAUGUGGAAUGGUUCCACCC